This is a messenger RNA of Toxotes jaculatrix (banded archerfish), 2654 nucleotides long. It is a transcript of the gene casp9, whose product is annotated as caspase 9, apoptosis-related cysteine peptidase. The record is from RefSeq and is a predicted model, not a curated record. Gene Ontology annotation, biological process: apoptotic process; regulation of apoptotic process; proteolysis. The coding region runs from base 207 to 1535 and encodes 442 amino acids. The transcript is spliced from 11 exons. NCBI's taxonomy places the organism in Eukaryota, Metazoa, Chordata, Actinopteri, Toxotidae. Gene Ontology annotation, cellular component: cytoplasm.
CAGCGGCGCGCAGUAAAUAAAAUCAAACGCACCCUAGCUUUACUCUGUCGGUGGACCACUCACGGGCAGCGGUGAUGUAAACACGGAAGUGCCCAGUGUAAGCAGGUACAAAUAAGAGAAACGAAAUUAAAAACGAACUAGCAUUUGUACACGAGCGAGGUAUCGUUUCCCUUUUAAAAAGUAGGUGGUUAAGUGUCGGAUGGAGAAUGGAGGAAAGACACAAGAAUAUUCUUCAGCGCAACAGGACCAAUUUGGUGAAAGACUUGGACCCAUCAAAACUCUAUGAUGGUCUUCUGGAAAAAGGAGUUUUCACCCACGACAUGAUCGAUGAGAUUAAGAGCUCUGGGACCAGACGCGACCAGGCCAGGCAGUUAGUCCGGGACUUAGAGACCCGUGGAAGUCGAGCCUUUCCAUUAUUUUUGGAGUGCCUUCAGGAGACAGGCCAGCACAGUCUGGCAGAGCUCCUCCAGAAUGGAGUUCCGACAGUUCAACUACAGCCGGCAACACCCACUGAGGUCGUUCGCCCUGUUCUCAAGCCUCUUCCAGUUUCUCCUCCAAUGGAUGUUGAUAAGCAAAGCAAAGAUGAUAUCCCCAUCCAUCCAAUACAGAGACCUGGAACUACUCCCAGUCCAUCACCUGAAAGAGAGUACAUAAGACCAAAGCCACCAGGCAGAACACGGCGGGACAGUAUUCAGAGCUAUAAAAUGGAUGCCAGCCCGUGUGGACACUGCCUCAUCAUAAACAACGUUGAGUUUGAACCUCAGAGCGAGCUGAAAGAUCGCAAAGGGUCCAACAUAGACUGUGACAAGCUGAAGAGAAGAUUCAAGGCAUUAAACUUUAUUGUGGAAGUCAAAACAAACCUAAAACAAAGACAAAUCAAGCAUGAACUGUCAGCAUUGUCUAAGAAAGACCAUUCACAGUAUGACUGCUGUGUGGUUAUCAUGCUGUCCCAUGGGACUGAGGUGAAUCACAACCGCUUCCCUGGUGCUGUGCAUGGUGUGGACGGACAGUAUGUCCCAGUUCAGUAUAUCACAAACUACCUCAACGGCCAGCAUUGCCCUUCUUUACAGGGCAAACCCAAACUAUUCUUCAUCCAGGCAUGUGGAGGAGAUGAAAGAGACACAGGCUUUGAGGUGUCCCCUGAUGAAGUCGAACCAUCCAUCGGUGGAGCAGAUGACCAGACAGACGCCAUUCCGAUGUCAUCCAGCAGCGACUCUCUGAGCAUGUCUGAUGAACCAGACGCCAGAACCUCUCUGCCCACACCGAGUGACAUUCUGGUGUCCUACUCAACUUUUCCUGGCUACGUUUCUUGGAGAGACCCCCAGUCGGGGUCCUGGUACGUUGAGACAAUGGACCGCAUUCUUGAGGAAAAUGCUGCAACUCAUGACUUAGCUACAAUGUUGGUGAUGGUUAACAAUGAGGUCUCCCAAAACUCUGCAAAAGGGCUCUACAAGCAAAUGCCUGGUUCCUUUAACUUCCUCCGCAAAAGUCUCUACUUUCAAACCCAAGCAUCACCAGAGCAAAGUUUAGCUUAAUACAAUUCUCAGUUUCAGUUUCUCAGUUUCACUUUCAGGUUAAAUGUAUGUCUGUUUCAGUGUGGCAAAGCUGGAAUUUCUUGGGAUCAUGUCUCAGCAGAGUAGCUAGAUGUAUGAAUUAGUUAAAUUGUGGCUGCGCUUUGACAGAAAUGACCUUGCAUUACUGUACAUUUCUAUUGUUGGUCAUGUCUUUCUAGGUUUUUAAUCAGUGGCAACUUUUCUAAAUGAACUUUUUAGGCAUAGGUGCCAUCUUGGGGAGAAAACAUUUCUGUAUUGUGAAAAUGUGAUUCAGGUUAGUUUUUUUUUUUUAAAUGAUGUUAACAACACAUAGCAGCUGUCACUUUUCAGGAGCAGAUAAUCAACAUGAUGUUCAGUUUUUGCUCUGCAAAUCGACUUUGCUGACUUUAAUUUUCAGUGUAUUUUUAUAUAAUGAUCUUGUAAACAAAAUGGGAUUUUAUAAAGCAAUUUAAUGAAAAAUGGAGGUGGAAAAUGAGGGAGACUCCAAAGGAUUCGACCCCCACAGCACAGAGCACAGCAACAAAACUGGGACUCCCUCCAAACAUAAAUCUUAACCCACCAGCAGUGGUAGCACGUACACCUCCCUGAAAACCAGAGGGAAAUUAUACCCAUAUUUUAUGUACUACAUUGUGUUGUUGGUGUUAUUAUACAGCAGAUUCUGUUGUCAUUCUCUGUGGGCAUUUUAUGUUGAUGUGACAUGUGCUGCCUUUUGCAUAAUAUAUAGUAUGUAAGACUGAUGGCAUUUGUAAGGUAAAAGGUUCUGUGCUUUACUAGAUUGUAAACUCCAGUAGAUGGUGUCUGUGAGUCACAGAAUACUCUUCACCUUUUGUAAGUCUUGUGGUUCCUCCACUACCACCAGGGGCCGCCAUUGAAAUUAAAGAUGGUCCCAUUGUGUUCAGGUUUCAGUCACUUCACAGCAGCACAAGCUAUUUCAAAUGUAGGUUUAUCUCUCAUAUCUUAAACUGCAAUGAAAUCAUUCUGAAACAAGUCAUGGGACACAUACGUUAUUCCGAUGUUUCUAAUAGCAAAUGGAGGUCCCAGGUAGCAUUAAUGUAUUUGGGAGUCUCAGGAAAUAUAUUAAUAAAUAAAUCAAUUCUGCCA